This is a messenger RNA of Hypomesus transpacificus, 680 nucleotides long. Its product is annotated as ly6/PLAUR domain-containing protein 1-like. The transcript has 3 exons. The coding region runs from base 174 to 605 and encodes 143 amino acids. The record is from RefSeq and is a predicted model, not a curated record. Gene Ontology annotation, biological process: acetylcholine receptor signaling pathway. Lineage: Eukaryota; Metazoa; Chordata; Actinopteri; Osmeriformes; Osmeridae. Gene Ontology annotation, molecular function: acetylcholine receptor inhibitor activity.
CACAAUCCCACUUAUCCCCCUCCACGCGCAGCCCGACUGCUGCUGAAGUAAAGGUGAGAGCGGCGCGGGACGGGAAGGCUGUGCCAUGCGCGGGCGUCUGAUCGUUCGAAGGAUUCUAUCUUCCUCGAAAAGCCAGGUCUAUUGGUUAUAUCUCCAACGGUAACAAGUUGAGGAUGUGGCUGUUUACUUUAACAACUUUGUUCUGGUUUAUAUUCAAGUCAGGCAUGGCUCUGCAGAUCCAGUGUUACCAGUGCGAGGAGGUAACCCAGAACGAGUGCUCCACGCCAGAGUUCAUCGUGAACUGCACAGUCAACGUGCAGAACAUGUGCCAGAUGGAGGUUCUAGUGAAGGAGGAUGGGGUGUACUACCGCAAGUCAUGCGCGGCCUCCGCCGCCUGUCUCCUAGCCUCCUCCGGCUACCAGCAGUUCUGCACCGGGAAGCUCAACUCAGUGUGCAUCAGCUGCUGCAGCGAGCACCUGUGUAACAAGCCCCGGCAGAAGAAACACCCGUCCCAUUCGCACGCCCCGCCCCUGAGCCAGCCACCCCUGCUCCUCCCCCUGCUCCUCCCCCUGCUCCUCCUGCCUUCAGCGGACAUGCUCUGCUGAUGGCGUCGUGAGAGUCAGCUGGGUCUUUGCAAAAGAAGAAAGAAAGAAAAAGAAGGACAAGAAGAAAAGAAACGG